Homo sapiens (human) is the source of this 1433-nucleotide messenger RNA. It is a transcript of the gene MACROD1, whose product is annotated as mono-ADP ribosylhydrolase 1. The transcript is spliced from 4 exons. The record is from RefSeq and is a predicted model, not a curated record. NCBI's taxonomy places the organism in Eukaryota, Metazoa, Chordata, Mammalia, Primates, Hominidae. Gene Ontology annotation, molecular function: deacetylase activity; ADP-ribosylglutamate-[protein] hydrolase activity; O-acetyl-ADP-ribose deacetylase activity. Bases 120 to 716 code for a protein of 198 amino acids. Gene Ontology annotation, biological process: purine nucleoside metabolic process; peptidyl-glutamate ADP-deribosylation. Gene Ontology annotation, cellular component: nucleus.
GAGCAGGUCGCCGCUGGCUGGCAGUCGCCACCCGGUCCCAGAGUAAAUAAGGGAGAGACACUCCCGAGCGCCGUAAAUAGAGUCCAAGUGGGCGGAGAGCCGUCCCGCGCCGCCCGCUCAUGUCUCUACAGAGCCGACUGUCCGGCCGCCUGGCACAGCUGCGCGCGGCGGGGCAGCUGCUCGUCCCCCCGCGCCCCCGGCCCGGACACUUGGCGGGUGCCACGAGGACCCGCAGCAGCACGUGCGGUCCCCCGGCGUUCCUGGGCGUGUUCGGCCGCCGUGCGCGGACCUCGGCGGGAGUUGGGGCGUGGGGGGCGGCGGCGGUGGGGCGGACAGCCGGGGUGCGCACUUGGGCCCCCCUGGCCAUGGCGGCGAAGGUGGACCUGAGCACCUCCACCGACUGGAAGGAGGCGAAAUCCUUUCUGAAGGGCCUGAGUGACAAGCAGCGGGAGGAACAUUACUUCUGCAAGGACUUUGUCAGGCUGAAGAAGAUCCCGACAUGGAAGGAGAUGGCGAAAGGGGUGGCUGUGAAGGUGGAGGAGCCCAGGUAUAAAAAGGACAAGCAGCUCAAUGAGAAAAUCUCCCUGCUCCGCAGCGACAUCACCAAGCUGGAGGUGGACGCCAUCGUCAACGCCGGAGCCAAGAGGCUGCGCAUUAAUGAGACCCGUGCUGCCGCGGCCCUCCUGGAAUGUGAUCCGGAGCCUCAGGGAGGUUAAUUUAGUGAGAGCCAUGCAGCAGGCUUGGUUUCUUCUCUCAAGACUUCACACAAAGCCACUUUAUGGCCAACGCUAAAGGUACCAGUCAAUAUGGAUGGGAUGGAUUUAGGGCGUGUUUUAUGGAUUCAUAGCUGCUGUUUCCCUGGCACUGCACGAGGAGCACGCAUUGCUGUCUGGCUCGGACCCAGGAUUCGAAAGGAAAGCUUGUUGCUGGAAGGCCCAGGAGCUCAAAAGGGGGGCGUCGCCAGAACCUGCGGGAACGAAGCUGUCAGUGCCAUCACUGGCGAGGAGUGGAGAGCAGGGAGCUUCAUUGUCUGGUGUUAAAACAACAUGUCCUGUUGUCACUCGUACAUUCUACAGACAGAAGAAUGAGGUGUCAACAGAAUCACUUUCUCAUGUAUUUACAGAAAUCUCUUUUCAUCAGAGGUGCCUCCCUGGCCCUGGGUUCCGAGUUGUGUGGGAAAUUGUCCCACACCUUGCCCCUUUCUCAAAUCAUAAACUUUCAGCUAUUCAAAAAAAAAAAAAGUGGUCUGUUUUCUUGCACUUAAAGGAAUGAGACAAAUAAAAGGAGGGAGGAGUCACGUCUGUACUCUGAGGGAAUUGGCUGCAAGGUGUAAUUUUGGAUUUCACAAAUGGAAAAAUAGCAGCAUAGAUUUUUCUUAUAUUAUUUUACUGUUCAUAGUGGUAAAAAAUCAAUUAAAGAGAAAUUAUCUUUCA